CGUGUGAGUAAUGAGUUUAGUGGCGUAAAUGUUUUCGCUUUUUCAUUUGGCAGUGAGAGACAGUAAUUUACUCCGUUGUCCACAUGUUUUAGUGUUGUUUUGUCCAUCAGCGGAAGGACAUGUUACUCAUACAAAGCGGCAGUUCCAUUCAAACGCGCACAGCUCUAGUAUAUUAUAUAGAAGUAGAGUGUUGGCGAAGACUUGGUGCUCUAAUCAUUUAUUUUAGUUGCUCUAAACCUGGAGGAUUGUCUGUUGCAACAACCACAAUAUGACUAUGAUGAGUCCAAAUAAUGAGCUGUUACACGAUCAAAUUAUACCACCAGUCAUUAGCGAAUCAUGGGCGGGACGUAGAUUAGUUGAGGCGCUUAGCCAUUUGCCACCUGCCGAUUUGAACUCAACGUUCGAUAUGCGUUUUCAACAGAAACAGCAACAGGAGCGUGAACAACGACGGCUGGAGAUGACUGAUGGUGAGGGCGCCAGCAACUUGGAGGAGGUUGUGGACACCAAACGCAUCACGAAUGGCAAGGUGCGUCAAAUGUUCGAUGAGCGACGUCGCGGCGCUGGGAUUGAUCGCGCGAAUCCACUUAAGCCAAUCACCUCAACGGCAAAAGGCACGUCGCCUGUUUUGCGUCAAACCGGUGGCGCUGUACACAAUCUACACCUAACGAAAAAUGGCAAUACAACGUCGGUUCGCAUGCGUGGUACGUCUAAUGCAUCCACUGGUUCAACGCACAUUCGAAAUCCACCGAAACGGCUACAGAACGGCAAUACCGAUACGCUGACUAAGGAAAUGUCAUCGCUUAGUUUGGGCUUGCACUCGCCCGAUGACCGCAACAACAACAACGAUGUAUUGGGACGCGCGAAAUCGUCGAACAGUCUCAAACUAAAUCCCGUUGUGACCAAGAAAACACCAUCGCCAGUGACGCCGACACAAGUUGCUAAGCGUCCAGCAAAUACUACACCUACGGCUGCGACACGUGUCACACCAGCGCCUAGGACCAGCUCCGCGACCAAAACUAUCAAACGUACAGCAGUAGUUUCGUUGAAGACACCGCCACGAAGAACAUCGGGAAAUAUGGCUUCGAAUACCAACAGAAUGCCGCCCAACGCUGAUGUGGACUCAGGAAAUAUGGGCGUCUGCCGCUACUGUAAUCGUCAUUUCAAUACGGACAGAAUUGCCAAGCACGAGAUUGUAUGCGAGAAAAUGGCACAUACUAAGCGCAAAAUUUUCGAUGCGGCGCGACAUCGUUUACGCGGCACUGACGCCGAAAAGUAUCUCAAGAAAGCACAAACUCGAAGUAGCACCAAAUCCGCAUACUCCAGUGCUGCUGCUGCUAGCGGCAUGACGGCUGGUUUGAAGAAGAAUAAUUGGCGCAAGAAACACGAAGAAUUUAUACAAGCUAUACGCGCAGCCAAGCAGGUGCAAGCGCAUUUGGCACGCGGCGGCAAGCUGAGUGAUUUGCCACCACCUCCACCUUCAGAGAAUCCUGAUUACAUACAGUGUCCCCAUUGCAUGCGUCGUUUCAAUGAAUCUGCGGCUGAGCGACACAUUCCGCGCUGCGCCACGAUGCUACAUAAUAAGCCCAAACCGGGUCAGGCGCCGCGAAAAAGAUAGAUUUUGUAUGGUGUGCGCCAAAUCAAUCAUAAUUAAAAAACAGCCUUAUGUAGAGACAAAUACACCCCCACACACACACAUUUAAUCUCAUAUGAACUAACAACGCCGACUGGAAAGUUGAUCAAUUGCCUCCGGGUGCUAUCAAGACUAGAGGCCAAUUGUCUGCGUGGACCGCCAAGAGUUUAGAUGACGACUUAAUGUUAAUGUAAACAGCGGUAUGCAUACACACCCUGUACAUGUGAUAAAUUAUUAUUGUAAACUUGACUUUUGGAAAAUUAUUAAAAUAUAAACUAAAUCAAAACCGA
Messenger RNA from Bactrocera dorsalis (oriental fruit fly), 1920 nucleotides. RefSeq lists its product as uncharacterized. The record is from RefSeq and is a predicted model, not a curated record. NCBI's taxonomy places the organism in Eukaryota, Metazoa, Arthropoda, Insecta, Diptera, Tephritidae.